Messenger RNA from Diuraphis noxia (Russian wheat aphid), 1078 nucleotides. It is a transcript of the gene Ak6, whose product is annotated as adenylate kinase isoenzyme 6. The record is from RefSeq and is a predicted model, not a curated record. Gene Ontology annotation, cellular component: nucleus; cytoplasm. Lineage: Eukaryota; Metazoa; Arthropoda; Insecta; Hemiptera; Aphididae. Gene Ontology annotation, molecular function: ATP hydrolysis activity; AMP kinase activity; ATP binding.
AAUAUGUCUAUGGUUCAUUCUCAAAUCUAAUUUGUAAAUAAAAAUGAUUUGUAUUUUAAAGCAUGAUAAUUACAGUACAUGGAUGGGCGGAGGGUGGGUGCGCGAUUAGUCUCAAAACCGGUAAAUUGCUGACAUACCUAUUUAAUGUAUCAUGUUUUAAAGUGUUACCGUGUAACUUAAUAAUAUUUGGGUAUAAUAAAUAAGUAUUUUUUUAAUAAAUUCUUCUUUAUCAAAUUUCAAAGUUUCAAGUAAUAUUAUUUAUGAUUAGGAUUCUAAAUAAUAAUAGUUUAUUAUGAAAAGCAAACUCUUUAUCUCGAAUUUUAUUUUAACCACAUUAUUCAGUACUUCAGUGUAGCGAACACGCGAAUAAUACAAAUAUACAAUUAAAAGUUAUUAGUUAUUACUUAUUACUUUAGAUUUGUCUACGAAAUAAUUUAAAAUUUUUUAAAGAUGAGAAGAAAACCAAAUAUUCUCAUUACUGGUACACCUGGUGUAGGGAAAUCGAAACUGUGUGAAGAAUUAAUUCGAAAUGGAUUAGAUAUGGAAUGGAUUGAAGUUGGUCAAGUAGCUAAGCAGUGUAAUUGUUAUUCUGGAUAUGAUGAGGAAUUGGAAUGCCACAUCCUUAAUGAAGAUAAAGUAUUGGACGAGUUAGAAUCAAGAAUGGAAGAAGGAGGUAAAAUAAUUGAUUACCAUGGUUGUGAUUUCUUUCCUGAAAGAUGGUUUGAUGUAGUAUUUGUAUUGAGAACUAAUAAUACAUUAUUAUAUGAUCGUCUUGAAAAAAGAGGAUACUCAAGUAAAAAGCUUCAAAAUAAUAUAGAAUGUGAAAUAUUCCAAACUUUACUUGAAGAAGCUAUGGAAUCAUAUGAUAACAACAUUGUAAAUGAGUUACGCAAUGAAACCUAUGCAGAUAUGGAACGCAAUAUCACUCAAAUAAAUGCUUGGGUAAACCAAUGGAUUAAAGACAAUGUUGAUAAAUAGAAUUAAGUAUAUGUGUUUACUUGUUCAUGCUAAAAACAAAAAUUCUUUCUAAAUUGACAUACCUAUUAAACUGUUAUUUGAUAAAUAAUUUAAUUUUGAU